Molossus molossus (Pallas's mastiff bat) is the source of this 1169-nucleotide messenger RNA. RefSeq names its product 40-kDa huntingtin-associated protein-like. Gene Ontology annotation, molecular function: protein binding. Lineage: Eukaryota; Metazoa; Chordata; Mammalia; Chiroptera; Molossidae. Gene Ontology annotation, biological process: vesicle cytoskeletal trafficking. Bases 12 to 1169 code for a protein of 385 amino acids. Gene Ontology annotation, cellular component: early endosome. The record is from RefSeq and is a predicted model, not a curated record. The transcript has a single exon.
ACGCAGGGAACAUGGCGGUGUCCUCGAGCGGCCUAAGUGGCUUUUCGGGUCUGGGGCCCGAUGUCGGGGACUUCUUGGCCAGGUAUCGCCAGGUGUUGAACAAGCUGAAGAAGCGGUUCCUGCGGAAGCCGAACGUGGCGGAGGCCGGCGAGCAGUUCGGACAGAUGGGCCGCGAGCUGCGUGCUCAGGAGUGCCUGCCAUACGCGGCCUGGUGCCAGCUGGCGGUUGCGCGCUGCCAUCAGGCGCUCUUCCACGGGCCCGGGGAAGCUCUGGCGCUCACGGAGGCCGCCCGCCUCUUCCUGCGGCAGGAGCUCGAUGCGCGCCAGCGCCUCGUCUGCCCCGCCGCCUACGGGGAGCCGCUGCAGGCUGCUGCCAGCGCCCUGGGUGCCGCUGUGCGCCUGCACCUUGAGUUGGGGCAGCCGGCCGCCGCCGCCGCCCUCUGCCUCGAGCUGGCUGCCGCCCUGCGCGACCUGGGUCAGCCGGCCGCCGCCGCCGGCCACUUCCAGCGCGCAGCCCAGCUGCAGCUGUCCCAGCUGCCCUUGGCCGCGCUGCAGGCGCUUGGCGACGCCGCCUCCUGCCAGCUGCUGGCGCGCGACUACAAUGGCGCCUUAGGAGUCUUCACGCGCAUGCAGCGCCUGGCGCAGGAGCAUGGCAGCCAUCCGGUGCGGCCGCCGCCCCCGCUCCAGUUCAAGUCGCAUCCACAGCUGCAGCUGCAGUCGCAGCUGCCAGGGCCUCGGGUCGGACGCGGCGCGACCGCAGUCAUGCCCGCCACCCUGCGCCCUCCGAUUGCUGGCUUUGAGGCCGCGACCUCUGGUGCCUUGCUGGGUGCCUUCUGGGAGAUGGUGGUUCGCUGUGAGGUGUCCCGCGUGCUGCUGCUGCUGCUGCUGCUCCUGCAACCACCGCCCGCCAAGCUCCUCCCGGAGCAUGCUCAUACCCUGGAGAAGUACUCCUGGGAGGCUCUCGACAGCCAUGGGCAGGAGACCAGUGGCCAGCUUCCCGAAGAGCUUUUCCUGCUGCUCCAGUCCUUGGUCAUGGCCACCCACGAGAAGGACAUGGAAGCCAUCAAAUCACUGCAGGUGGAGAUGUGGCCACUAUUGAGUGCCGAGCAGAACAACCUCCUUCACCUCAUUCUGCAAGAAACCAUCUCCCCCUCAGGGCAGGGGAUCUGA